AUGAACCCAUACUUUGCGCCUGAAGGCCUUGUAGCAAGCUACAAUGCACCUUCAAUGCAUAAGGGCGCCCAGUUUGUCCUCCACCCUAGUAUCUUGAGACCUUCACAAUAUCCCGACUCUAUUACUUUCUGGCAUAACCCUCAUGAACAACGCAUAUCCCAUCCUCAAGGUAACCAUUCCCGUUUGCAAAUGGCAUCCAUCCAAAAUGAUCAAAGAAAACACAAACGAACAAGAAGUGGAUGCUUCACAUGCCGUUCCCGCCGGGUGAAGUGUGAUGAAACUCAUCCGAUUUGUGAUCGAUGCAGUAAAGGCAAAAGAGAUUGCGUUUAUCCGCCGCCACCGGUGAGAAAAUCUGGAAGCCGCGCGAACCUGGAUGCUGCAGAAAAGCAUCCAGUAAUACCUGAAAGUGAAUCUUCCGAUGAAAAUGAUGGGCGUGACACGGCGAUUUCGAAAACAAACCCUACAGAACAGAACGAAGGUGCAAAAGAAAACAUCUCUCUGUCACCGACUAUACUGCGUCAGAAGGGUACUAUGAUUCGAAGAAAGAGCGUCCAAUCCCUCAGCCGGCGGAAACUGCGUCAGCCUUCAGACGCAUCGUCGAACACUCAGGAGAAAGGCAGUUCUCCCGGUAGUGAUAUUACGUCGGGAACUGCAGAAUCUCGGAGUCCUGGUAGCAACAUUGAAACGAGUCCAGAAUCGUUGGAACCUGUCUUGGAGGCCAUCUCGAACCUUCCUGUCACUUCCAAUCUCAAGUACGACAUCCGAUUUUUCCUUGAAUAUCACCGACAGCAGAUAACUUUUGAACACUACUGUUUGCGACAGCCGGCAGAAGCUUUUAUCAAGAAUGACCUUCUCGCGUCCGCUCUGCAAUAUGAACCGUUACUAUACGCCGUCGUUGGUUACUCAGCUUAUCAUUAUUCCAUCAGGCACCCUAAAGGCAAACUUUACACCUUCCUUAAAUAUUAUAAUCAGUCAGUAACGGGCCUGUUGAAGUCGCUUAGUUCUGGUAACAUCCACAAUGAUGCCAUGUUGUUAACUAUCCUUCAGUUAGCAACCUUCGAAGAAUAUCUAGGAGAUUGGGCUAGUGUCAUUGAUCAUCAUCAAGCCGCUCAUCGCAUGCUCACCGAGCUCUACACGCCCGAAAAAAUCUACCAAAAUGAGUUUCGUCGUCAUAUCUUCAUGUGGUACACCCGUUUUGAUGUGGUAUCCGGUCUCAUAGCUGGGAACGAAACAAUUUUGGAUCGAGAUUGGUACAUUGCAUGUGAAUAUUCUGCCACUGGAGAUGCUGCCAACAAUCCAGGGGAUCUCAACAAACAAUACUUGGCUUGGGGUGUCCGUAACAGAAGGAUCGCUAUGGAUAUGGCAUCUUUGAUUGCGAAGGCAUCGCGUGGGGUCAUCACAACAGAGGAAUUUAACCGCCAAAACAAGGAGCUCUCAAUCAGCAUUGAGGAAAUCCAGCAGAAUUGGAAUUCCUUGACCAAUCCACAACACCUUGUCAUGUCCUACCCGAAUAAGGUGCCUCUUGGACCAGAUGAUAUUGUCGAUCCUUACGUGCCAGGGGGAAUACAUAAUGAAUCGCAGUGGGAAAUGAACAACUGCCUUGUUGACGUACUUAGCACAAUAAUGAUGCAUAAAUACCAAACUGGUGUGUUUUUGCAGCAGCUGGACCUCGCAGAAUUGCAAUUCCUCGCAUUAGAAAUCUGCCGUGUGGUAGAAGCCAUGGAGCGGUGGCCCAAUCGUCCGAAAGACUCUAUGCUGUCGAUUCAUAAUGCUUUAGGGCUGUCCACCCUAUUUUUGCCGCGCGAUGAACAGCAUACCAUGUGGUGUCGGAGAAAAUUGGCGCAAGUAGAGCAACUAGGACACAUUCAUCCGCCCGCGUUCCGUACCAAAAUGGCAGAUUUCUGGCAACUUCCGGAACUGACUCACUGGUGGCUCCCCAAUGAUGAAGGCUAUCCAAGAUUAGUUCGUGAAAUUCGGGACUGGAUUCGAGAGCGAGAAUUGAAACCUCGAGACACCUUUCGGGAGGACGUGUGUGAUUUGAAAACGAUGUUCUGGCGAAUGAAUCUGGACGACACUGGCAGCACCAAUGAAGGCUCUCCACAGGCUCCAUCUUCCAUAAGCGGAGUAUUACCGUACCAGUCUCCGCCUUAG
This is a messenger RNA of Paracoccidioides brasiliensis Pb18, 2151 nucleotides long. RefSeq lists its product as uncharacterized. The coding region runs from base 1 to 2151 and encodes 716 amino acids. Gene Ontology annotation, biological process: positive regulation of transcription by RNA polymerase II. The record is from RefSeq and is a predicted model, not a curated record. Gene Ontology annotation, cellular component: nucleus. Gene Ontology annotation, molecular function: DNA-binding transcription factor activity, RNA polymerase II-specific; zinc ion binding; transcription cis-regulatory region binding. The transcript has 5 exons.